Molecule: messenger RNA, 1126 nt
Organism: Hypoxylon trugodes
Lineage: Eukaryota; Fungi; Ascomycota; Sordariomycetes; Xylariales; Hypoxylaceae
Product: glutathione S-transferase domain-containing protein
Exons: 4
Coding region: 232-1032 (266 amino acids)
Biological process (GO): glutathione metabolic process
Molecular function (GO): glutathione transferase activity
Source: RefSeq, a predicted model, not a curated record
UAACGGAGUCCUCACUCGGGUCAUGACGAUUCCCCCGCUCAUGUUACAGGUGAAGGUACCCACCCAUGGCUAUGCUCGGAAACUCUCAAAACUCUUCCAUUUGGAGAGCUUCCUCGUGAAUUCAACUACUCCUUAUGCCUACGCUCAUACGUCAAUUCUUUUCUUAUAGAAGCGAUGAGUCCUUACAGUACGGCAUUUUCAAAAUAGUAGCCCCGGCAUAAACGGCCCACUAUGUCUUCUCAGGAAUCCCAGGUGUCGCCUAAAGAUGCGUCAUACGAACUUCUUUACUGGCCUGGCUUCCCGGGCCGUGGAGAAUUCAUUCGCCUGGCACUAGAAGAAGCUGGUAUUACAUACAUGGAUACAGCACAAUUCAAAAACGGCAUAGAUCAAGUCAUUGCACAGUACGAUGAAAAAAAUCUAGGGGACGACUUCAAUCCGCCACCGUUCGCGUGCCCUAUACUCCGCCAUGGCGAUCUCCUCAUCUCUCAAACUUCUAACAUCUUAUUAUACUUAGGACCGCGACUCGGACUGGUCCCCAAAGAUGACAAGCACCAUGAUGCAUUAUACAAGGUCAAUAUGCUGGCACUCACAGCCCUUGAUGCCUUUAGCAAUGAAAUGCACGAGAGCCACCACCCUAUCUCCGUAGGCUUGUACUACGAAGACCAGAAGGAUGAGGCUAAACGAAGAACUAAGGACUUUGUCCAGACCCGACUCCCCAAAUUUCUCAGCUAUUUUGAGCGUGUGAUCCAAGGCAAAGCAAGUGGAGAGGGGCCAUGGCUAUAUAGUGGACAAUUGACUUAUGCAGAUUUAGUGCUAUUCCAAGGCCUCAACGGUGCCAAACAUUCCUUCAGGAAGGCCAUGGCUGCUGCUGAAAAAUCAGGCAAGUAUAAUCGCGUCUUCGAGUUGUAUGAAGCAGUGAAAGAACGGCCUAAGAUCAAGGACUACUUAGCGAGCAAAAGAAGGCUGAACUACGCAAAUGGCCUUUUCCGGUACUAUGAAGAGUUAGAUUUCGACCUUGAGGAUCGCGACUAGGGAAUAUCUACUCAAAAGAGUUACAAUAAGACUGUAUGGAAUAAAAAUGAUUGUUCUUGUAAUAUCUUGUGACUAAGGCCUAUAAAAAAGGGCG